Molecule: messenger RNA, 1707 nt
Organism: Thlaspi arvense
Lineage: Eukaryota; Viridiplantae; Streptophyta; Magnoliopsida; Brassicales; Brassicaceae
Source: the annotation of a GenBank genome assembly
AUGAGAGGAUUUGGGACUUACCUAUUUGCAAUGAGCGAACGAAUAGCAAACCAAUCAGGAGAUGGUGCCCGUGGCAUUAAGGACCCUUCUUUGGGUUGGAUCAUAGCUUUCCUCUUUGUUGUCAGCUUUCUUGGUCUCUUCUCUGUUGUUCCUCUUCGUAAGAUAAUGAUAAUAGACUUCAAACUAACAUACCCAAGUGGCACUGCGACUGCUCAUCUUAUCAACAGCUUUCAUACUCCUCAAGGGGCAAAGCUAGCCAAGCAACAAGUGCGUGUGUUGGGGAAAUUCUUCUCCUUGAGCUUCUUCUGGGGUUUCUUCCAAUGGUUCUUUACUGCAGGUGAUAAUUGUGGGUUUAAUAGUUUCCCUACUUUUGGACUCACAGCGUACCAAUACAAGUUCUACUUUGAUUUCUCUGCAACAUAUGUGGGUGUUGGUAUGAUAUGCCCAUACAUUAUCAACAUAUCUCUUCUAUUGGGUGGGAUUCUCUCUUGGGGACUAAUGUGGCCUCUCAUUGAAACCAGAAAGGGAGAUUGGUUCCCUUCUAACGUUGACUCAAGCAGCAUGAACGGUCUCCAAGCUUACAAGGUGUUCAUAGCUGUUGCCAUGAUCCUAGGAGAUGGUCUAUACAACUUCUGCAAGGUGUUGACCCGAACCCUUUCAGGACUAUUUUCGCAGAUCCGAGGUAAAGCUGGUUCGAGAACCUCUGUAUCACGUGAAGAAGAAGCUCCUGCUUCGCCAUUGACCCCAAGGAUAUCUUAUGACGACCAACGUAGAACAAGAUUCUUCCUUAAAGACCAAAUACCUUCAUGGUUUGCUGGUGGAGGCUAUGUGGUGAUAGCUGCAGUAUCUACAGCUAUACUCCCUCAGAUGUUUGCUCAGCUGAGAUGGUACUACAUUAUUGUUAUCUAUGUCUUUGCCCCUAUCUUAGCUUUCUGCAAUGCUUAUGGAGCCGGUCUCACUGAUUGGUCACUAGCAUCAACCUACGGAAAACUCGCCAUAUUCACAAUCGGAGCAUGGGCUGGUUCAGACCAUGGAGGUCUUCUUGCAGGCUUAGCGGCUUGUGGAGUCAUGAUGAACAUUGUAUCUACAGCUUCAGACCUGACGCAGGAUUUCAAGACCGGGUACCUAACAUUGUCAUCUCCAAGGGCCAUGUUCGUGAGCCAAGUGAUUGGAACAGCGAUGGGAUGUCUGGUUUCCCCCUGCGUGUUCUGGCUUUUCUACAAGGCGUUUGAUGAUCUCGGCCUCCCAAGCAGCGAAUACCCUGCACCGUUUGCUACUGUGUACAGAAGCAUGGCGAAGCUCGGGGUUGAAGGUGUUUCGUCUCUACCAAGAGACUGUCUUGUUCUGUGUUAUGCGUUUUUCGGCGUAGCCAUCCUAAUAAACCUGAUAAAAGACGGUCUUGGGGACAGAUGGGGAAGGUUUGUUCCUCUUCCCAUGGCAAUGGCUAUACCGUUUUUCUUAGGGCCUUACUUUGCAAUCGACAUGUGCGUGGGGAGUUUGAUUUUGUUUGUCUGGGAGAGGUUAGAUGCACCAAAGGCUGAAGCUUUUGCGACAGCAGUGGCUUCUGGUUUGAUAUGUGGAGAUGGGAUCUGGACUUUACCAAGCUCAGUGCUUGCUAUAGCUGGAGUUAAACCUCCUAUUUGCAUGAAGUUUCUCUCAUCUGCAACUAAUCACAGAGUGGAUAAGUUCCUCAAAGGAUCCUCUUAG